Messenger RNA from Rhodotorula toruloides NP11, 3441 nucleotides. RefSeq lists its product as uncharacterized. Gene Ontology annotation, cellular component: SCF ubiquitin ligase complex. The record is from RefSeq and is a predicted model, not a curated record. The transcript is spliced from 5 exons. Lineage: Eukaryota; Fungi; Basidiomycota; Microbotryomycetes; Sporidiobolales; Sporidiobolaceae. Bases 1 to 3441 code for a protein of 1146 amino acids. Gene Ontology annotation, biological process: SCF-dependent proteasomal ubiquitin-dependent protein catabolic process.
AUGCCUGUACUACCUACCGAUAUCCUCCAGAUGAUCUUCGACGAGCUUGACGCCCAGAUGACGCUUCAAACACCGAGGGACGAGGCGGACCGGCGUCGUAUGGGGCUGAGCCUGAGCCUCGUCUGCCGCGCAUGGCGACAAGCGGGCACGGCGUUCUGCUGGCGGGUCUUCACGCUGAUGGCGCGAGACGAGGACGACGUCGACUGCGGCUGCUUCGACCACCUCCUCGACCAUCCUCACUUGGCGGCGCUCGUGCGGACGCUGUACGUCGCGUGGCCGCGGUCGGACCGUCCGAUAUCGCCCAUGUCUGCGGGAGAGGCGAGGUUGAAGGAGCUCCUCUCGCUCGUCACGGGCGUCGAGUCCUCAAAGCACGGCGAGCCCGAAGAUCCAGCCAUCGACUCCGCCGCAUUGUGUGUCUUGCUCAAGGCUGCGCCGCGGCUGGAGAUGAUCAAUGUCGACUGCACGGUCGACGCGGAGCCAUACGGCGACGACUUCGACAUCAAUUUUCUGCCGAUCAAGCACGCCAUCAUCAACAUUCGCGGCUUGAACAUCGCCGUCUUCGAUGUGACGUCCCUUAUUCUGCGCGCGCUCGACUCGGCAACCACGAACUACCUCCGAAUCGGUAACGUGCCUUUCGGCCGGUACUUCUUCGAACUGCUCGAGGACUUGGAGAACCUCCAGCACCUCGAACUUACGUGGGAGUACGAAGACGCCCUGGCCGCCUGCUUGCCGCAUGUGCAACCGAUCCUUCGCCACCUCCCGUCCCUCCGCAUUCUCAAGAUUGCUGUCCAGCUCCCCGACGAUGGCCUCGACGACACCGACGAAAUCUCGCACGACAUCCUGGCAGCCGUUCCUGUCCAGGUCAAAAUCGCCGUCCUCAGCCUCAGAGUCGACAAUAUCGAACAGGGACCCUUGGCGGAUUUCGCAAGAGCCCGGCGAGACACGGCACUGAAUUCGCUGGUGGUCGUCACGCCUCUUGCGCGCAUCCUCUUCGAGAAGAAGAGGGUUGGGAGUGGCUGGGUCUGGCAGGAGAUGGACCGGCGCAUGCACAACCUACCGGUAUUGGACAACACGACCCUCACGAUGGCCUACCUGCCCCGCGACAUCCUGCAGAUGAUCUUCGACGAGGUCGAGAACGACCUGCCCCUUUCAUUCGAGAGUAUCCGCCUGGUCUAUGGCGCACGGCGGGAGACAGGGAGGAACAUCAGUCUAGUCUGUCGAGCUUGGCGAGCAGGAGGGACGGCCAUUCGAUGGAGAUACCAUGACAUCGACUUCACGUCGCGAACCGCCGAACGCGAUGUCCAGCAUCUUCUCUCGCACCGCGGUGCCGCUUCCUCCGUGCGAUCGCUCCUCCUCUCGCGGGGACUAGGAACACCUGGAUCCCUUGACGGGGCCGACAGGGAUGUCGUCGAGCUCCUGCGCAAACUGCGGAAUCUCGAGGCGCUUCGGUUCUAUAACGCACCGCGGGAUGUCCUCGAGGACUUCGCCGACGACGACGCACGCUUGCACUUCCUCAGCCUGCGUGACUUGACUGUCCAUAACUCGCCCGCAGAGGGUUCCGACUACAAGCUGGCGGCGACGGAGACGGCGGGUCUGGUCCGUUGCGCCCUUCGACUGAAACGACUCUCCAUUACCGCCGACGCACUCAUUGAUAUGGAGACCGACGACGAACCGGAACCACAUCCGCGACCUCUCGAGGAGGUCGACCUUGACAUCCGAGGAGACGGGCAAGCCGUCACCGACGUGACCUACACGGUCCUUCGUUGCGCCGAACCUGCGCGGCUCAAGUCCCUAACUGUCAAGAACGUCCCCUUCUCCGCCUCCUUCUUCGCCAACAUCAGUACCAUCCGCAACCUUCGCCAGCUCAUCCUCGUCUGGCCGACGGACGAUGCAUUCACCUGCUCCGCUCCGCACCUAAUCUCGGCCAUCAAGAAUCUGCAACACCUCCAGUCAAUCGUCCUCCUCUACCCAAGCUACCCGACCUACGCGUCUUCCGCCCUCAGCCUCUCCAACAUGGUCCUCGCAAUGAUUCCGGCUACAGCCCGCUCGGCCUGCGUCUCCCUCGACUCCGACUUCCACUCGGCUACACAAGGCCCUCUCUCUUCGUUCUUCACCGGCUGUCGGGAUCAGUCGCCGCUCGAGGAGCUCGUCGUCUCCGACUUGCAUUCGACGCGGUGCUUCCGCAAAGCGACCCGGGGCGGGCGACCGAUGUGGCGUGAUGUGGGCGGGCUGGAGGCGAACAACCGUCGCCUCCCAUCCAGCCGCCCCGCCAUGCCCGACCUCCCGCUCGACGUCCUCAACCUCAUCUUCCGAGAACUCGACGAGUCUCUCGACCCAGCCAAUCAUCCCGUCGACUUAGAACGACGACGCACUGUCGGCCGACAAGUCAGCUUGGUAUGCCGCGCAUGGCGGCUGGUCGGCACGAGGCUCUUUUGGAGCCAUGUCGAGAUUGCCGACAUGAGGACGAGGAAGGCCGCCUCGCUCGUCGAGCAUCUGAUCGCCCAUCCGAAUGCAGCGGGCUGCAUUGGCCAGCUCAGCAUUGCCUGGCUAGACUCGUCGACGUCUCGCGGACUCAAUUACGCGGAACAUCGAGUCCCGUCCCUCCUCCGCCUCUUAAACUCCCUCUUCGGCCUCUCGCUCUUCAACCCGCCGACUCUCGUCAUUCGGUCUCUCUCUACCAACGCUCCUAUUCGUAUCGCGAGCCUCGAGUACCUCAACAUCGAAGGAAUCACGAGCGAAAGCGACGCUGCUACACCGUGCGUCGAAGGCGCCGACCUCCGUACUCUCCUCUCUCUCUCACCCACUUUAGCAAAGUUCGACCUGCGAUGUGCCGUAACCAAGCAGACGUCACCGGCAGCGUCACCGCCUCCCAUUCGUCCACUCGAAUCGGUCGACAUCCGCUUCACCGGCAACACGCGCGACGUCGCCUUUGCUACGCAGACCAUUCUUCAGAGCGCCAGUCCUGGAGACAUGCAGCAGCUGGUCAUUGCCAACGUACCUUUCGCGCCGUCAUUCUACCGCACCAUCGCUACCUUCCACGGGUUGGUCGACUUUCGCCUCGCAUGGGAGUUUGAGGACGGCCUCGCUUUCUCCCUCCCGCACAUCGUCACCCUCAUCCAGCGUCUGCCCUCCCUCCACCUCCUCGGACUCAUGUACAAGCACGAGCCGGCUGUCCAAGACGAUCACGAUCUCUCGAAUCGCCUGCUCGACCUCGUUCCCUCCACCCUUAACAGCGCUGUCCUCACCCUUGCAUACACCUCACUCGACUCGGCGCCGAUGGCGCGCUACGCACGCGCGCAUCUCGGGGCGGGACCUCGGGAAUUCGUUGCGCUCACGGAGGAAGGCGAGAUCACGUUCUUUCAGAAGGAGGACGAGAACGGCGUGCUGAGGUGGGAGGAGGUCAACAGGGUGCCGUUAAAGGACGGCUUCUGGCGGAUGUAG